Doryrhamphus excisus (bluestripe pipefish) is the source of this 1073-nucleotide messenger RNA. NCBI's taxonomy places the organism in Eukaryota, Metazoa, Chordata, Actinopteri, Syngnathiformes, Syngnathidae. The record is from RefSeq and is a predicted model, not a curated record.
GUGAGACCGUAUUGCUUCCGUAAAUAGUCUCGUCGUAAUUCGACCGCCAUUCGUAGUAACGACGCAAUUCUGCGUAAAUGAUGGACCAGCACACUGACACGAAAGCGGUGAUCGAAGCAGAUGUCCUCAAAGUGGUCGUCGUCAAAGAGGAGGAGCCAGAGCCUGCCGACGUCAAAGAGGAAGAGGAGGAGGCCGACAUCAGCAAGUUCCAUGUGAAGAGCGAGGAAGAGGAUGACGAGCAAGCCGAGUGGUCAUCACAGCUUCAUCACAGAGACGAGGAGACCAGUCACCCAGAAGGAGAUUACAUCUUCGCUCCGCUGUCAGACUGUGAAGACACAACGUCACGUUCCACUGACACGGACGACAGCGACCACGCUGAAGACGCCCUAAAGUCGAAUAAACACUCAAAAGGCGUCCGCAACAAACACUUUCCAUGUUCUCAAUGCGACAAGAGCUUUGUCCAUGAGAGGAAUCUAAAAACUCACAUGAGGAUCCACACGGGAGAAAAACCUUUCAGCUGCUCAAUAUGCGGCAAAACUUUCAGCCAGAGUGCAAAUUUAGUUGUUCACUCUCGCAUUCACACCGGAGAGAAACCCUUUUCCUGCUCGCUUUGUGGCGGACGCUUCUCCCAAAAGGGACAUUUACUAAGACACAAAGCAACACACACUGGAGACAAGACGUCUUUCUGUUCGCUUUGCAACUCUGCUUUCUAUCAUCGCUCGGCGUUCAUUGAGCACAUGAGGACGCAUAGCGGCGAAAAAACAUUUUCCUGCUCGGUCUGCCCCAAAAGAUUCUCCAGAAGGGGCAAUUUGAUGACACACAUGAGAACUCACACCGGCGAGAAACCCUUCUCUUGCAUGGUUUGUGCCAAACGCUUCUCUCAAAAGGGACAUUUGAUGACGCACACAAGGACACACUCGGGUGGGAAACCUUUUUCCUGCUCGCUUUGUGCGAGGAGGUUCUCCCAGAAAGGACACAUGAUGUCACACAUGAGGACGCACCGCAGAAACAACAUGUUGAUGCUCCAAGAUGCGCAGAUGAGACUCAUGAGAACGCACUCAGAUUAAAAUUCA